UAUGAGGCUUUGCUCUGUUGCGCUACUUCUGUUCACAGUUGCCUACGUAAAAUCUGCAAUUGAUAUUAAUGUCCCAUCCACUCUUUACAUAAAGGAAGGUGAUACAGGAACUAUCGGCUUACCUGUGUCAGCAAAUUAUAGACGAGAAGUGCACAAUCCUAAAGGAACAAUGGAUGAGCAGUUAUACAGAGUUUGUAAUGGGAAAAAUAAGACAACUUGCGGAUUUUGGGAGGAUGUUAAAACAAAGAAAAAAGUCAAAUCCGGAGUCACCACAUACAAUAAAAAUAAGAAAGCUUUGGUUAUCAAGAAAAUGUUGGUCUCUGAUUUCGGAAACUACAUGACUGGUAAUAAGAAGAAGUCCAGAUACGUACAACAGCUAGUUUCACUUGGAAAAUAAUAAGAACGUUUAAUGAAGUUUGUUACAC
Caenorhabditis elegans is the source of this 425-nucleotide messenger RNA. It is a transcript of the gene K02E11.3, whose product is annotated as Secreted salivary protein. Bases 2 to 397 code for a protein of 131 amino acids. The transcript has 3 exons. The record is from RefSeq and is marked reviewed. NCBI's taxonomy places the organism in Eukaryota, Metazoa, Nematoda, Chromadorea, Rhabditida, Rhabditidae.